Eimeria mitis is the source of this 516-nucleotide messenger RNA. Its product is annotated as Chromosome I, complete genome, related. The coding region runs from base 1 to 516 and encodes 171 amino acids. NCBI's taxonomy places the organism in Eukaryota, Apicomplexa, Conoidasida, Eucoccidiorida, Eimeriidae. The transcript is spliced from 3 exons. The record is from RefSeq and is a predicted model, not a curated record.
AUGCAGCAGCCUCAGGAGGGUGAGGGUACGAGUUUGUGGCAGUGCAGCAGCUGCAGCAAGCAGUGUGAAGAACCAGUGGAGACAUAUCUUGUUAACCUAACCCUGACCGACACCAGUGGUUCUCUCAGAGCUUCACUUAUAGCAGAGAGAGCUGAAAUCCUUAUGGGGGCUAUCAAGGCAGCGCAGCUGCGGCAGAUGCAGCUGCAGCAAACCCUAGACCCUCAAGGCCGCAGCUUCAACGAUGUAUUCACUGACGCAUCUCUCACCGAAUGGUUCUUGAAGCUGCGGGCUGCGUCUGAGACGUAUAUGGAUGAAAGCCGCAUUAAGUUUAGGGUGAUAGCAGCAGAGCCGCUGCAGCAGCGGCUGAAGGAAGCAACAGCAGAGUCGCUGCAGCUGGUUGAGCGCCUGCUGCAGACUCUACUGCUGCUGCACCAGCAGCACGUGCAGCCGCAGCAUCACCUGCAGAAGCAGCACCAGCAGCAGCAGCAGCAGCAGGAUGUGCAGCGUUUGCUGUAG